UAUCAGACUGCUUCAUCUGCCUCCUGAUUAGAAUUAUAUAUAUGCUUCUUGCAAUGGCUCUGUUGAGAAGUAUCCUCAUCAUUGGUCAGCUUCUUCCAUUAGUGAGGACCCAAAAUGUCAAGUUCUUCCCAUGUGACAGUGAUGAGAAUGCCACCAUGGUAGACUGCAGUGACAGAUCGCUCAAGGAUGUCCCCUCCUUUACGUCUAACACUGUACUGUCUCUUAAUUUAAGUUGGACUAGGAUAAACCAUGUAGGGAGGGAUGCUUUUGUAGGUGUCCGGAACCUUCAAACUCUGAAAAUAAUGUGGAAUUGCCAACCAGGUCGAUUGAGAACCUUAAAUGACGAGACAUGCGACAUGAAGAUCCACCCUAAAGCCUUCGAAAGCCUACACAACCUCACAUCUCUGUAUCUAUCAGGAAACAGCCUCACAUCUAUCCCCUGGUUACCUGAAACCCUGAAGGUUCUUGAUCUACAGAAUAAUUGCAUCUUCCAAAUUACAAAACCUUUGAAAACUCCUCAUCUGGAAGAGCUCCUCCUCAGUAGGAACUGCUAUUAUGCAAAUCCUUGCCGCCAGUCCUUUUACAUCAGUGAGACGGUUUUCAUAGAGCUUCAUAAACUCCAAACCCUUACAUUAGGGUAUAAUAAUUUGACAUCUAUCCCUGAGGGACUGCCACCGUCACUGAAGAAUCUGGAUUUAAAAGAGAAUACAAUCCCAGAGGUUUUAGAUGGAGCAUUUGCAAACCUCACUAAGCUCAAGAGUUUGGAUUUGGCGUGGAACUGCCAGCGUUGUGACCAUUCAGCUAGGCCCUGUUUUCCUUGUCUAGAUGAUCACCCUCUACACCUGUAUUCAAACUCAUUCAAUGCUUCAAGCAGCUCGAUGACCUACCUAAGUUUAAGGGGCAACUCUUUGAAAACAUUUCCAGAGGGUAUUUUCCGACCUUUGAAGAAUUUAAAGAGUUUGGACCUCUCUGACAACCUCCUUGCAUACGCUAUGCAAAAUGGCACCUUCUUUGCAGAUCUAAAGGGCCUCACUUCGAUUAACCUUCUCUACAAUUAUGAGCCGCUGAGGACAUUAGACAGGCUGACCCUCUCCCCACAUAUUGGCAAUAUAUCUGGUCUAACACAUCUCCUUCUGAGUGGUAACUUUUUCCACGAGCUUUCUCUUAGCAGCCUUGAUGUUCUGUCCGAGCUUAAAAAUCUAACGAGUCUGGAACUGAGAAUGAACUUUAUUACUAAUUGUAACUUGACAGCUCUGACACAGUUACCAUCUCUCAUUGAUAUCGACAUCUCCCAAAACAUGCUUUCAUUCCUCCCGUGCAACUCUAGUCCACUAUCUGAGACUGUGGCUCAGAAAAGCUGUCAGAACCAGAAUUUAUGUCCACAUAAUUUCCAUGAACAACCCAUUAUUGUACGUAAUCGUGAAGUCCCAUCAGGAAAUGAGAUCUGGGAACCCAACCAAUCAAAAGGUGAGCUAAAAAGUACUCUCAAGGUAUUAGACGUUAGUAACAAUGAUUUUUACUUCAGAAUGAGCGGCAUGGGCCAAAGCUUUGAGUUCCUUAGUAAACUGACCAACUUGGAGGUCCUAAGUUUUGCCAACAAUGCCAUUGGGAUGAGAAUAAGUCAAGGACUGAUCAGCAGCUCUGUGAAGUACCUGUACUUCUCUGGAAAUCACCUCAAUGUUAUGUGGAAAUCUGAAGACAACCGGUACACACAUUUCUUCCAAAACCUGACAAGCCUCAUCUACCUGGACAUCUCCAACAACAACCUGACCUCAACCCCAAAGGACAUUCUGUGCUACCUCCCAGGAAGCCUUGAAGCCCUCAUUAUCAGCAAGAAUCAGCUUGACUAUUUCCCAUGGCACAACCUCACAGCACUUGGCAAUUUGUGUCACUUGGACCUCAGUGAAAACAACCUUUUUCAAUGGCCCCAUAAAGACAUAGAAUUUGGAGCAAAUUUUUCUCUGUUGGACCUCAGUCACAAUCACUUUAGUUAUAUCCAUCAGUCACUCUUCAAAGAGUCAAAAUCCUUGCAAUAUCUGUAUCUCAGCCACAAUCAGAUCAAGGAGCUGGACCAUCGGUAUCUACCCACCCCUUUUACCAAUGGUAGUGGCCUUAGGCAACUCAGCCUACAUCACAACCCCUUUAAAUGUGAUUGUGAUACAUCUUGGUUUGUGGACUUCUUGCGCACUACUACGGUACAGAUUCCUCAUGUCACAAAAAUACAUUGUGGAUUCCCAGAGUCCAAGCAGGGCCAGAGUAUACUAUCAAUGGACCAGCAUUCCUGCCAGGACAUUUAUGGCAGCUUAGCUUUCCUCAUCUGUUCCCUCUUGGCUGUGACAUUCACUGUUCUGCCCCUGCUGAAGCAUCUCUAUGGCUGGGACAUGUGGUAUUGCUUACAGGUGCUUUGGGCAGGGCAUAAAGGAUAUACCCAGCUGGCUGGUACUGAUUCAGAGAACCGCUAUGAUGCUUUUGUGGUGUUCGACACCAACAACCAGGCGAUGAGGGAUUGGGUCUACAAUGAGUUAACUGUCCAUCUGGAGAAUUUUGGUCACAGGAGGUUUAGUCUCUGUUUGGAAGAGAGGGAUUGGAUUCCUGGGCUGUCGUGUAUUGAGAAUCUACACAGCGCUGUCCACAACAGUGUGAAGACGGUGUUUGUGCUGUCCAGCGGCUCUGAUGGUGGUGAUACAGUGAAUGGUGUGAUCCGCCAGGCUUUCUACAUGGUGCAGCAGCGGCUCCUGGAUGAAAAGGUGGACGCAGCCGUGCUGGUUCUGUUGGAUGAGAUGUUUCCCAAACUGAAGUACCUCGAGCUGAGGAAGAGGUUGUGUAGAAAGUCUGUGUUGACCUGGCCAAAAAACCCAAAGGCUCAACCCCUUUUCUGGAAUGAAAUGAGAAUGGCAUUGUCGUCAGAUAACCUCAAAUUAUAUGACAACAACAUGAGUGAAAGUUUCAUCUGACUCCAUUUUAAAAGCUGAUGGUGAGCCUUUUAGUGGAAAGUGAUUGAUGAUGUAACAUACU
This is a messenger RNA of Limanda limanda (common dab), 3015 nucleotides long. RefSeq names its product toll-like receptor 9 (gene tlr9). The transcript has 4 exons. The coding region runs from base 42 to 2954 and encodes 970 amino acids. Lineage: Eukaryota; Metazoa; Chordata; Actinopteri; Pleuronectiformes; Pleuronectidae. The record is from RefSeq and is a predicted model, not a curated record. Gene Ontology annotation, molecular function: protein binding; pattern recognition receptor activity. Gene Ontology annotation, cellular component: plasma membrane. Gene Ontology annotation, biological process: toll-like receptor signaling pathway; positive regulation of interleukin-6 production; canonical NF-kappaB signal transduction.